This is a messenger RNA of Culicoides brevitarsis, 1360 nucleotides long. It is a transcript of the gene eEF1gamma, whose product is annotated as elongation factor 1-gamma. Gene Ontology annotation, molecular function: translation elongation factor activity. The transcript is spliced from 3 exons. Gene Ontology annotation, biological process: translational elongation. Gene Ontology annotation, cellular component: nucleus; cytoplasm. Bases 57 to 1340 code for a protein of 427 amino acids. The record is from RefSeq and is a predicted model, not a curated record. NCBI's taxonomy places the organism in Eukaryota, Metazoa, Arthropoda, Insecta, Diptera, Ceratopogonidae.
CUGUCAAUUCCCUUUGACAACUCGUUCGGAUCUGCACGUGGAUUACGCUUUCAAAGAUGAGUACUCUAUACACCUACCCGAAGAAUUUCCGUGCCUACAAGGCCUUGAUUGCUGCCCAAUAUUCCGGCUCCAAGGUCACCGUUGCCGCUGACUUUGUCUUUGGCGAGACAAACAAAACCGAGGGCUUCUUGAAAAAGUUCCCAAAUGGAAAGGUUCCAGCUUUGCAAACGGCCGACGGAAAAUUCUUGUUUGAGAGCAACGCGAUCGCUUAUUACUUGUCGAACGCCCAGCUGAAAGGCGCCAGUGACUUUGAGAAAGCCGAAGUCUUGCAAUGGCUCGAAUUCGCGGAAAAUGAACUUUUGCCCGCUGCCUGCGCCCUCGUCUUCCCCAGCAUCAGCAUCAUGCAAUACAACAAGAACAACUUUGAAGCAGCCAAGGAAGACCUGAAACGUGCGUUGGGCGUUUUGAAUGCGCGUCUCCUCGAAAAGACAUAUUUGGUCGGUGAACGUGUGACGCUCGCCGAUGUCGUGUGUUUCUGCAACUUGCUCAACUUGUACGAGCACGUUUUGGAUCCGGCCUUCCGUGCGACAGUCGUCAACGUCAAUCGUUGGUUCCUCACGAUCCUGAAUCAGCCGCAAGUGAAGGCCGUUGUCAAGGAUUUCACGUUGUGCACAAAGCCGUCGCAGUUCGAUGCCAAGAAAUUCGCCGAAUAUCAAGGCAAAGCCACCGGUGGACAACAACAACAACAACCCAAGGAAAAGAAGGAAAAACCCGCGAAAAAGGAGCAACCGAAGAAGGAAAAGGAGCCAGAAGAGGAAAUGGAUGCCGCCGAAGCUGCAUUGUCGUUGGAGCCGAAGACAAAGGAUCCCUUCGAUGCCAUGCCCAAAGGCACUUUCAACUUUGACGACUUCAAACGUUGCUAUUCCAACGAGGACGAAGCCAAGUCCAUUCCCUACUUUUGGGAGAAAUUCGAUCCGGAGCACUAUUCCAUCUGGUACGGCGAAUACAAAUAUCCCGAGGAACUCACCAAGGUCUUUAUGAGCUGCAACUUGAUUACCGGCAUGUUCCAGCGUCUCGACAAGAUGCGCAAACAGGCCUUUGCCAGCGUUUGUCUCUUCGGCGAGGACAACAACAGCACCAUUUCCGGCGUGUGGGUUUGGCGCGGACAAGAUUUGGCCUUCACCUUGUCGCCCGACUGGCAAGUUGACUACGAGGUCUACGACUGGAAGAAAUUGGAUGCCAAGUCCGAGGAAACGAAGAAACUUGUUGCGCAAUAUUUCUCCUGGACCGGCACCGAUAAGGCAGGACGCAAAUUCAAUCAAGGAAAAAUCUUCAAAUAAACUCUUUUUUUUUAUCGAGA